AUGUUGUUGGAUCGCAUUCUCGACUUCAAAGAAUCCUCUGGAUUCAUAAUCAUAGAGGACACGAUCUUACAGUCGGGUCGCCUAUUGUUGAGAGAAUUUGUCAAGAGGGCAACUAAAAAUGACAAACGCAAUGUGAUAUUUCUCUGCAUCGAGUCGUCUCCUCAAAGUAUUCUCGAAAGCGCGUCAAUCCCCAAAAAAAUCGUGAUUCUUGACGCGUACACUCGGUUAGGAGCGUAUGAGAAUAAUGAUGAAUCGGUCAGUCCCAAUGUACACGUCAUAAAAAACUUGGACGACAUUUCCGAGAUUGCUGCACUUAUUCAAGAGCACAUCGGCAAAGGCAUUGCUCUCGUACACCAGUAUGCAACCACGACAAUAACCGUCAAAAAUAUUGAACAAAGUAACAAACAUUCGAUUCGAGGAUACUCUGAAGAAUCCGAAAAAUUGGUGAAUUCGUGGAUGAACUCUCUUGAUCGUGGAAUGUGCGCAAUAGAACACAGAAAGAGAUCUGGAAAGGUCCUUUACGAGACAAACAUAUAUCACACGGACGAAUCCACUGCCGAGCUGGUAAUUCAACAUGAAAAGAAUGAGCUUGUGAACAAGGAUGUCGACAUACCAGAUCCCACAACAGCCAAUUUACUAUUCAAUCUAACACUGACGAAAGAACAGAAAAAGGCGAAAGACGAAGUCAUAUUACCACACGUUAAGAUUCAAGGUGAGAAUGCAUGA
This is a messenger RNA of Acaulospora colombiana, 726 nucleotides long. NCBI's taxonomy places the organism in Eukaryota, Fungi, Glomeromycota, Glomeromycetes, Diversisporales, Acaulosporaceae. The record is from the annotation of a GenBank genome assembly.